This is a messenger RNA of Musa acuminata AAA Group (dessert banana), 1130 nucleotides long. Its product is annotated as protein GLUTAMINE DUMPER 3-like. The record is from RefSeq and is a predicted model, not a curated record. NCBI's taxonomy places the organism in Eukaryota, Viridiplantae, Streptophyta, Magnoliopsida, Zingiberales, Musaceae. The transcript has a single exon. Bases 79 to 537 code for a protein of 152 amino acids. Gene Ontology annotation, biological process: regulation of amino acid export.
UUCCCAAUAGCAUCUCUCUCUCUCUCUCUCUCUCUCUCUCUCUGUACGAGGAAGCAUAAAGGAGUGUAUAGAUACGUAAUGAGGCCAGGAGUCGGGUUGAACACAAGCCGCGGCGCCGCUGCUACGUCGCCGUCGGGCGCGGCAUCGAGCGUGCCGCACUCGGCAUGGCACUCGCCGGUUCCAUACCUCUUCGGCGGGCUGGCGGCGAUGAUGGGCCUCAUCGCCUUCGCCCUUCUCAUCCUCGCCUGCUCCUACUGGAAGUUCUCCGGCUACCUCGACUCAGUCGAAGACGCCGACAACCGCGAAGCUGACGGAGAGGCCUCGUGCGGCCCGGGCGACGCCGCCAAGCCCCCGCUCCUCUUCGAGGAGGGCAUCGUCGUCAUCAUGGCCGGCGACUGCAUGCCCACCUUCCUCGCCACCCCCAUCGCCAGCUGCGCCGCGACCGUCGUGGCCAAAAGCGACGACUCCAGUAACGCCGCCGCGCAUGGUGGGGUUAUCUCACCGCAGGUGACGGCACCCGAAUCCUGCAGCAACUAAUCUUAAUUUUUCCUCUCUUUUUUUUCAUAAAUUUUGUAUUAUUUUAAAAGCAAAAAAUUAGAGUCUUUUUCUGUGUCAAACAAACACAAAUUCUCGAGUUGUGCUGUAAGGUGUAUCCUCUGAAUCAGUUGUUUAAUUCGCUCUCUCUACCAAAUCCAGCAGAGCAAGCAACUAUUUUUAGUGUUAAACAGCAAAUAAUUGCAAAUUAAUUAUGAAAGAUGCUACUAUGUUACACAAACAGUGCUAAUUAUGCUUCUAAUGUGGGGAGAGAGAGUUACUGCUGCUGAUUUCUAAUGAACAAUAGACUUGGAAGACUCAGCAGCAGCAGCAGAAGCGCUGUGUACUAAAAACCUGGAGGUCACUUCUACUGAUUACUGUCGAAAAGAAACCUUGAAGAAGAAGAAGAAGAAGAAGAAGAAGAAGAAGAAGAAGAGAGCUGUGUGAGUAGGUGUGUUGAUGAGAUACAGGACACACUUGAGUCCAAGCUUGUUGUGCAACCAGCUCAAGAGCUUUUUAGAUAGAGAUGACAGCAUGACCACUUGACAUUAUGUUUUACCUUGAAGACCUGCGUGGAACAAAGCUUCAUGCUCCAA